Lathyrus sativus (Indian pea) is the source of this 1527-nucleotide messenger RNA. Lineage: Eukaryota; Viridiplantae; Streptophyta; Magnoliopsida; Fabales; Fabaceae. The record is from the annotation of a GenBank genome assembly.
AUGUCUUAUGCUACUAUAGUCUCUUUCCUUCUCUUCACUUUCACAUUCACAUAUCUUUCAUUCAAUUUUUUCUUACAUCCAAAACAAAAACACAAGAAGCCACCAGGUCCAUCAACAUUGCCAAUAAUCGGAAACCUUCACCUGUUAGGCAAACUUCCACAUCGAACACUUCAAUCACUCUCCAAAAAAUAUGGUCCAAUCAUGUCCAUGCAACUUGGUCAAGUCCCAACUGUUGUCAUUUCAUCUUCAAAAGCGGCAGAGUUAUUCCUCAAAACACACGACAUUGUUUUCGCAAACCGACCAAAUAUUCAGGCGUCUAAACUCAUGUCUUACGGUUCCAAAGGGGUAGGGUUUACUGAAUAUGGUCCUUAUUGGCGUAGUAUGAAGAAACUUUGCACUUUGAAGCUUCUUAGUGCUUCCAAAGUUGACAUGUUUGCUCCUAUAAGAAAACAUGAGUUGGAUGUUUUGGUUAAAUCAUUGAAGAAAGCUGCUUUGGUGGGUGAGGUUGUGAAUGUUAGUGAGGCUGUUGAGACUUCGAUUGAAGAUAUUAUGUAUAAGAUGAUAUUGGGAAGAAGUAAGUAUGAACAAUUUGACCUGAAGAGGCUGGCUAAACAAGCAAUGCAUUUAAUGGGAGCUUUUAAUGUAGCUGAUUAUGUUACUUGGUUGGGCCUUUUGGAUCUUCAGGGAAUAACACGAGCUUGCAAGAAAACAAGUAGAGAACUUGAUGAAGUGUUGGAGGUGAUAAUAACAGACCAUGAAAAUGCUACUAAUGUAGACCAACCUCAUCGUGAAGACUUUGUAGACAUACUUCUUUCAACAAUGCAUCAAAAUGUUGAUUUAGAAAAUGAACAAAAUCAUGUCACCAAUCGUACUAACAUCAAAGCAGUUUUAGUAGACAUGAUUUUAGCCGGAAUUGAUACUUCUUCAACCGUAAUUGAGUGGCUGUUAUCUGAGCUUUUAAGGAAUCCAAGAGUCAUGAAAAAUCUUCAAGAUGAAAUACAAAAUGAGGUAGGAUUUAUGAGAAUGGUUGAAGAAAAAGAUUUGAAGAAGUUUAGUUACUUAGAUAUGGUUGUUGAUGAGAUAUUAAGACUAUAUCCAGUUGGACCUUUGUUAAUUCCUCGUGAAUGUAUAGAGAAUAUAACAGUUGAUGGUUACUUUAUAAGGGAAAAAACACGAGUUAUAGUAAAUGCAUGGGCAAUAGGGAGAGAUCAUGAUGUGUGGUCACAAAAUGCAGAAGAAUUUUAUCCUGAAAGAUUUAUUGACAAGAAAAUGAAUUUUUAUGGACAAGAAUUUGAGUGUAUACCAUUUGGUUCUGGUCGGAGACGUUGUCCUGGAAUUCAUUUGGGAUUGGUUACGGUCAAAUUGGCUAUAGCUCAAUUGGUGCAUUGUUUUGAUUGGAAACUUCCCCAUAAUAUUACUCCUUCCGAUUUGAACAUGGAAGAGAAAUUUGGACUCAGUAUACCUAGAGCUCAACACUUGUUCGCAAUACCGAGUUAUCGAUUGGCAAGUGAUGAGGAAUUUGAAUAG